Psilocybe cubensis is the source of this 2343-nucleotide messenger RNA. RefSeq lists its product as uncharacterized. The record is from RefSeq and is a predicted model, not a curated record. The coding region runs from base 1 to 2343 and encodes 780 amino acids. Lineage: Eukaryota; Fungi; Basidiomycota; Agaricomycetes; Agaricales; Agrocybaceae. The transcript is spliced from 3 exons.
AUGUCCAAAGGAAAGGCUCGACAAGCACCUACCAGGUCUUCUGCUAGACUUCAAACUUCGAACAAGUCUCUUGACGAAAGCGCUCACUCCCUACCUGAGGAGGGUACAAGACUAAACUCAUCGACGAUUCCUGUAGACAAUGGUCACUCCGGACUGUCUUCCGGCACCAGUCCGUCUGUCAGCGAGCUACACUCUACAGCAAGGACUGAUAUACCUCAGGGUCGGGAAGGCUCCGCCUCAAGGACGCGACGUAAUACUACCGCAACAUUAUCUCCUGUGCAACGAAAGUCUAUGAAAAGAUCCCACAAGCAAGCCAACUCUGGCCAAACAUCGGGCACCAAGGGCGUCUUCGCGUCCGCAGCGAGUUCACCUAUCCAUAAAUUUUUUCAACAGCCUUCUAAGGAAUUCAGAAAGAACAUAAAGCACGUCCCAUCCACCAAAACCCGACCAUUCCACCCGUUCGAUCAGCAUCUUCAUCCCGACCUUCGAUUGAACGAGGUAGUUGUUCUUGACACACUUCCGACUAUUCUUUCCCAGUACUGCGAUGAUAUUAUUGAAGAGAAUGCCGACUAUCUUCGCACAGCAGGUCCGCUUCCGGAUGCUCCCUCGCAACCUAAUGCCGUCAGAAACGAGGAAGCACUGGUUAACGAGUAUAUAAAGUCAAAUCAAGCUUGCUUGCAGGUAGCUUCUGGUCUUCUAUUUAAAAAGGGUUGGGAGGACAUCUUCAACAUGACAAAGCCCAACAAGGUUGAGAGGCAGGAAGGUAUUGCUGAUGUGCUAAUUUCAAUUGACCCUGAAACGGGUGGGAAACACCUGACCGCCAAGCACAGAUCAGAUUUGAAGUUGCUUCGCAAAUAUCUCCUGGACGUUUUUGUUACUCUUGAAUUCAAAAGUCUUGUCGCUGCGCCUCAUAUCUUCGAAGACCUACUUCGUCUGGAAGGAAAAUUUCCAUGGUCAACAUGUCAAGAAAGGACGGACGACAACGAAAAGUCAACCACUUGCCGGGCUUCUGCUGGCAACGCUCAUCGAGUCAAUGGAAGGCUACAGACGACGGGGCGACCCACUAGUCCUGACUCAAGUAUCAUUCUACAGCUCAUAGAAGAUGCGCGUAGUCAAGAACGGCCUCCAAAACGUUUGAAAGCAGACUUGGACAAUUUGUCGAAGACCGCUGCGAAACAGGAUUCAGUUUAUGCCUGCCAACAGAUUUGGACUCAACUCGUGGUUGAAGAUGCCUCGGUGGCGAUCUUUUCAUCUGGCAACGAGGAGUUUGUCGCCAUCCGGGACCGGGGAAAACAGACAUUAUACUUAUCACCCAUGAUUAAAUGCACCUCAAAUUCAAGUAUAACGCACUCAAAAAUUCUGGUGGCUUGCAUUUUAUUAGGCUUUAACGAUGCUUUAGAACGUGCUCGACAGUUGGAGGCGAUGUCGACCGUACCUGGGAGUGAAGUAUCACCAGGAUACCGGAUAAACGUGGAUAGACUGCCUUUUUAUGUUAAAAAAAACCUGACGGCAGAGUUAUUCAAUAAGGUUCGUUCAGAACAAACACACCCACAGAAUUAUGACCAGAUUCGAUUUCACGAUAGUUCGAUUUCCGAACGCCUCGGGGGUCCACCUGGUGCAACAACGUGGCACUUGCAGAAACGCGGCUCUCACCGUGACGCCGUUGACCUUGAACCUGAACCAAGUGGACGCUUAUUUCUUGAUUUCAACUAUGAGUCCCAGCUUGACAAGAAAGUCUUUGUGGUUUACCUGGGCCUUGUCGAAGAAGAGCCUCGAAAUGCUCCAAAAUACUAUUCUAAACCGUUAUUUAUGAAGCUUACGCGAAAUGCGCCCCUAUCCAAGAUGCUAGAGGUGGAACACGACAACUACGCGGAUCUUCGCGCGAAAGGCGUUCGCGCCAUUGUUCAGGUAUACGGAUUAUUCGAAAAUCCCGAUCUCCCAAAUCACAGGUUUCUGAUACUAGAAAGUGGAGGAAAGCCGGUCACUUUGGAAACAACAGCGCAUUGCAAGCGCUUCAAGUGCGCACACACUCGUUCUGCUGUCAUCCGAUUGGCACUAACCAUUGUUUCUAGGGGUUCAUAUCUCGCUGCGUUGAACAGCUUUCAUGACGUGGAUAUUUCGAUUGGAAACAUUAUGAACGAUCACAUCGUCAUGAACAAGGAACGUGAUGUAUUUGUUGUUAGUUUGGCUCAUGUUUCCCAGCCCGCGACAUCAUCAGUUAAGAGGGAUGAAGUCAAAGCAUUUCACAAUGCUAUACGAGCAUUUCCUUCCUUUGACAUUACCACUACUAAGGAAGCAUUGCCAACUGGGAAUGCGGUAUCUAGCUCGGAGUCCGAGGGGUAA